Molecule: messenger RNA, 1585 nt
Organism: Chara braunii
Lineage: Eukaryota; Viridiplantae; Streptophyta; Charophyceae; Charales; Characeae
Source: the annotation of a GenBank genome assembly
AGGGGUUUUUGUGGCAGCAGAGAAGUUAGGCUCGAACCGGAUGCAUGCUCCAGCUUGACGGCUGGACUGACAUAAGAGGCAGACCGCACUUGAAUGUCAUGGUCUCCUUUCCGACCGGUGUGCUUUUCUGGAAGUCGCAUUGCAUGUCAGGCAAGGAGAAGGGAGCAGCAGCGUACUUCUACAUCUUAUCUGAGUCGAUUCGCGAAGUUGGCGAGAAGAGUGUUGUUGGAGUGAUAAUGGACAACGCUGCCGUGUGCGCGAGAGCUGGUAGAUUGGUGGAGGAUACAUUCCCGCUAACCUUCCAUGUGCCAUACGUUGCGCACUGCCUCGACUUGAUGCUGCACGACAUUGGGAAGAUAGAGUGGGUCGCUGAAACGGUGACGAAGGCGAACGACAUGGUGAAGUUCGUCAUGAACCACCAGCGAGUCAGGGAUGUUUACUACAUCCAUACAGGUGGAAGGCAGUUACUGCGACCCGCGGCAACGCGUUUCGCCACCAACUUUCACAUGCUGGACCGCUUGAAGAAGCGGCGAAAAGCGUUGGUGGCUAUGGUCACAGACGACAUGUGGACAGCGACGUUGGUCCCCCAUGCGCAGCGCUCGACCCUCCACGAGAUGGAAGACAUCAUACUCGAUGCAGCAGGUUUUUUGGAUCUUGUGAACAAGGCAAUCAAUGCCGUUUACGACAUUGUAUUGUUGCUGAAACUGGUGGAUGGCAACGGUCCGACCAUCAGCAAGGUUUAUGCGAAGAUGGACAGGAUAGUGGAGCGCCUGCAAGUUAACAAGGACCUGACAGUGGAUCAGCGGGACGAGAUCGAGGUGAUGGUCAUGCGCAAAUGGAAUGCCAUGACCACUCCCCUCCAUUGUGCAGCCCUGUUCCUGGAUCCAGAGUACAGGUCAUCUGAGCCGCACAAGGAUGCAGAGAUCCAAAAUGGAUUCUACACCUGGGUGUACACAUGGCUCAAAGGGGCGUCACAGGAGGUGUGCAACCAGGUGGAGUACGAGGUCGAUUGUUGGGUUCAGAACAUUGGCAAGUUCAGCUCGCACGUGGCUAUGGAUGCAGCCCGUAAGCAGAACCCUGCGGCAUGGUGGAAGUGCUGGUGCAAUGAGUUACAACACUUGCAGCCCCAUGCCAUUCGACUGUUGGGGCAAGGGUCGUCUGCUUCAGGCUGCGAAAGGAAUUGGAGCCUUUUCGCAGCAAUUCACACCAAAGAGCGCAAUGGCCUGGCCCCAAAGACAAUGCACAAACUAGUGUACAGCAAGUGGAACAUGCGGCUGCUUGACAUGCUGUAGCAGAUGCCGGAGAGGGCCAAAAACCUUAUUGAAUGGGAUGACCCACCGACAAAGGAAAAGCAAAAGGAGGCCAAAGAAAGAGUGAAGGUGGCUGAGCGGCGAUUGAAGAGCCUUACCUCAGCUGGUGACAAUGUUGUUCCACCUGUUGAUAGCGGGGAUAAUGAAGAUGGGGAUGAAGCUGCUGUUCCUUGCCGUGAAGAAUGCAACCUGGAGGAGAUUGAGGAGGGUCAACAUGGGGACUGGCGUGGAUUGACGAAGGCAGCCAACUUCCUAAGUAAACGUUCCCAGACAGA